Centropristis striata (black sea bass) is the source of this 1874-nucleotide messenger RNA. RefSeq names its product TMEM9 domain family, member B (gene tmem9b). Gene Ontology annotation, cellular component: lysosomal membrane. NCBI's taxonomy places the organism in Eukaryota, Metazoa, Chordata, Actinopteri, Perciformes, Serranidae. The transcript has 5 exons. The record is from RefSeq and is a predicted model, not a curated record. Gene Ontology annotation, biological process: positive regulation of canonical NF-kappaB signal transduction. Bases 151 to 714 code for a protein of 187 amino acids.
ACAAGUCAGCUGCUGGAAGCUGAAGGUGUUUAUCCUGAAUUAGCUCGAUGCUACAGCCGUCAGUUGUUAGGGUGUUUUUUUAUACUCCGGGUUUUGUUUCAGGGAACUAUUGAACUGUUGCGGUUUGGAAAUCUGUUACAGACUGUAAAGAUGAAGUCUGCGUUUCUUCUCCAGGCUUUCUGCUUGUUUUGUUUUGUGUUUUUAAGCCAAGUGACAGCGAAGAACUCUGAAGACAUCCGUUGUAAAUGCAUCUGUCCACCGUACAAAGAUAUCGAAGGACAAAUCUACAAACAAAAUGUCUCUCUCAAAGACUGUAACUGUCUUCACGUAGUUGAACCCAUGCCUGUUGAUGGAAACGACGUGGAGGCGUACUGCUUACGCUGCGAGUGUAAAUAUGAGGAGAGGAGCUCAGGGACCAUCAAGGUCACCAUCAUCAUGUACCUGUCCAUCCUGGGCCUGCUGCUGCUCUACAUGGUGUAUCUGACUCUCCUGGAGCCCAUUCUGAAGAGGCGUCUGUUUGGACAUUCACAGCUUAUCCAAAGUGAUGAUGAUGUCGGGGACCAGCAGCCUUUUGCCAACGCUCACAACGUUCUGUCCCGCUCCCACUCUCGACCCAACAUGCUGAACAAAGUGGAGCAUGCCCAGCAGCGCUGGAGGAGGCAGGUCCAGGAGCAGAGGAAGUCCGUGUUCGACCGCCACGUUGUUCUCAGUUAAACUGCCCUGAGAGAGCCAGAGGUACCGGUGGAGCAAAAAAGAAACAAAGAAAGAAACAAACAAAAAAAGAAACAAAAAACACUGUGACAGAGCCCUCAGUUUAUAUCGCUUCCUUCUUCUCAUUUGUGAUUUGUAUCUCAUCAAGUGUGACACUUCCCAGGUGGACAUGAUGAAGACAUCUGUAAAUCUGAAGAGCAACAAUCCCUGUCUAAUGUAUAAUCUGUCUGCAGGCAGCACAAGAGAUUACAGUGAAUUCAUUUUUGCACAAUCUUGAAUGAACAGUCUUAAAUAGCAUUCCCCCCCCCCAAAAAAAAUCAGAAUAUUUCCCUCCGCCUGCUGUCUAAGUUUGCAGAAGUGCCAAGUCACCAGAAGAUUUGCAGUGAAUAAUUUGAUGGCAGAGACUAAUAAAUGUGAGAUAAAAUAAAAAUCUUUCAAGUGAAUAUUUUAUAACUUUCUCUAACUCUUUCUGGCCACAGUGUCAGGUGGAGUCCCAUCAGUCCAAAGCUGACCACUCUUUCACUUUUUACAAGCCAAACUGGCGUUCAGAGUGAGUGAACCCUCCAGAUGUUGGCUGCAGUAAUGAUCUGUUAACUUGUAGCUGGUGGCUAUUUUUCCUCUCCAAAAAACUAAUAUAACUUGAAACUAUACUGCUCUCACCGCGGGGGAAAAAGGAAAAAGGGUGUAAAAUAUAAAUCAGCCUUCUUUGGAAAUGCAUGUUUUAUAAUGACUCUUUUAUAAAUGUGUUUUGCAUCCUUUAUUCCUUCCAUAAUGUCUGAUAACUGGUGUGAGAUCCAUCGUUCAACGCGUUACUUUAAAUUUGAUAUUUCAGAGUAGUUUCACUGAACCUGCAGACAUUAAUGCAAAACUCUUGAUGGUGAUGUCAUAGUUAUCGUAGCUGUGCUAUUGAUCCUCGUCUGUUGGAGACCCUCUUGAAAUCAGUGCACUCUUCAACUGCCUAAUCAGAUCUAAUGGAUAGUCUUUUAUGUUGACACUUCCAUGUGUUUGGUCUAGUUCCAUGAUGAAGGUUAGUGUGACGCAGUCUGACUGCACUGAUGGUUGUUUUGUGUUCAGUCGGGCUGCGAGCAGAACUAUGAAAGUGUUCUUAACUAUUGUAUAUGUUAAACCUUUAACUUUUAAAUAAAUUUAUGUAAUAUUUGUGA